Molecule: messenger RNA, 1910 nt
Organism: Megachile rotundata (alfalfa leafcutting bee)
Lineage: Eukaryota; Metazoa; Arthropoda; Insecta; Hymenoptera; Megachilidae
Product: DNA repair protein RAD52 homolog
Biological process (GO): double-strand break repair via single-strand annealing; mitotic recombination; double-strand break repair via homologous recombination
Cellular component (GO): nucleus
Source: RefSeq, a predicted model, not a curated record
CACUACCGUCAUUAUUAUUGUACCUACAAGAAGUGUAAAAUAUAUGAUUUGUAAAAAUGUGAUUGGAAAUAUAGAACAAUACAUAACUGUUUUCCUGAGUUAUAAAUCAUUUGCAGAAAUUGGUCUCAUUAUAUGGCCCUGAGUAGAGCAAUAGAAAAAAUUGUGCAAAGAAUCAUAAAAAUGGAACUCUAUCCUCAUAGGCUGAUUGUUAAAUUAACUUUACAAUCCAUGCUUGAUUAUAAAAUUUAUAAAUUUGGAAACCAGUAAAUCGACAAUAUAUUUAAAUUGCCCGCUAUAAAAAUCGAGUUAUCAAAAGUACCGAUCGAUAGAAAACGAUAUAUAGAAUGUGCAUACGAAACAAAAUUCAAAAUCCGUUGAAAACGGCAGGUAUAUUUUGUCUGUAUUGUUAUCUUAUGCGUAUGCGAUUAAAAUAUCAUGAACAAUGUGAUUAAUUACCCUUCUUGUAUAAAAAUUGUUAAAUUUUGCAGCCUCCUACAAAUGUAAAACAAAGUGCAACUAUUACAAUGUCUUCUCAAAAAUUUGAUAUUAAAGAAGCAAUAACGUUAAACGAUGAAUUAAUAUCAUUAGCAAAUAAAACUUUUGGAGAAAGAAAAUGGAAUCAUAGUGUUACUAGUCAAACAAUUGAUUUUGUAGAAUCUUUUAUGGGUAAAUAUAUUUGUGGAUGUGUUACAUUCAUUAAAAUUCAGUUACAAGAUGGAACAUUUCAUGAAGACAUAGGAUAUUGUCAUGCAGAAGGAGCCAUUAAAGGUUUAUCAAUACAUUGUGCACGGAUUGGUUCUCUCGUGGAUGCCUUUAAAAAAACAUUAUCAUGCUUUGGCAAUGAACUGGCAAAUCAAAUAAAGAAGCUCUCAAAAAAGUUAACAAACUCUAAUACAUGUAAUGUUGAAAAGGAAGACUUGCAUCUCUCUAUACAAAGCAUACCAGCUGAUUUACUUGAACCAUGUGCACAAUCAACUCCACUUAUAAGUAAUAAAAAUGAAAAUACUUGUAAACCUAUCACUUCAGUUAAUGAAGAAAAGCAGUCAUUGACAAGACCAAAAAGUCCUGUUGGACAAAGAGGACAAACAAUAAUACAACAUUCAUCUAUACCUGUAAAAGUUGAAAAUGGUGUAAAAGAUCAAUUACAGUCUAAUGACACGAAUUUUCAAAAUGAACCAGAACAUAAAGCUCAAGAUUCGAAAAAAGUAUUAAGUGAAGAGGAAUUACAACGGUUAGAACGAAAGCGAAAACAGAUGGAGAAACAAGCUGAGUACAAAAGACUUAUGAGGGAAAAAGAACAACAAAAAUUAAAUGAGAAUAAGAAACCCAAUCCCAAAUAUUAAUCAUUAAAAUAAGGUGAUACAUAUUGUCGAUUUCAUGAAUGACCAGAGUCGUUUCAGAUAGCUCGAUCGAACUCCCGAGAUUUCAGGAAAAUAAAAAAUCACCAGGUAUGCACGUCAGAAUCGUCGUAAAAACGCUUGCGCGUUAGGCUUAGUUACUACAAAGUAUGUACCAAUCAGAGCCAGCACGAGCAGAAUGACCGAAUGUCAUUCAUUCGACAAUCUUAGUUUCUCGUGAAAUCGACAAUAUAAAUUUUACAUAUAUAAAAUAUAUUGUAAAAUGUACAAAAAAUAACCUUAUAAUAUAUACAUGUAUCACUGUAAUUAUAAUGAUAUAUUUUGAUAAAGACAACAUAUAAUUAUUUUUAUAGAAAUUUUACACUUGGUUUCGGCUUAAAAAUUAAGGUUAUAAACUGCCCAAAACGAAUUUUAGUAGAUUAAAAACAAACAUCUAAUGUAGGUUUUGAAAAUAAAUAUUUCAUUCCUGUUAUAAUCAUAGACUUAUUUUCCAGAAAUAUCACAAAAUUUUUUAACUUUAAAUUGAAAACUACUGUAAAAUAAUACUGUACA